Diprion similis is the source of this 2473-nucleotide messenger RNA. RefSeq names its product prostaglandin E2 receptor EP2 subtype. The transcript has 6 exons. Lineage: Eukaryota; Metazoa; Arthropoda; Insecta; Hymenoptera; Diprionidae. Gene Ontology annotation, biological process: positive regulation of cytosolic calcium ion concentration; inflammatory response; adenylate cyclase-activating G protein-coupled receptor signaling pathway. Gene Ontology annotation, cellular component: plasma membrane. Gene Ontology annotation, molecular function: G protein-coupled receptor activity. The coding region runs from base 419 to 1645 and encodes 408 amino acids. The record is from RefSeq and is a predicted model, not a curated record.
UAUAGUCGAGUAGGGCCUGAAAGGGCCUUAAUACCUACCUAUCCAUCGUUGCCAAGUUUACGAAGUAAACAAGUUACGAGCGUGAAAAGCUGCCGGAUCUCAGCUAUGCAUGCCUGGGUUUAGGUCGUCCAACCGAGAGUUGGAAUUUUGUGUGAUUUUUGAAAAAGAAGAAAAGAAAAAAAGAAACAUUUAAAAAAAAUAAGCUUAACAACAGCAAGAAUAAUAAAAAAAAUCGUCAACGAAGUAAAGAUAAAAUUUUAAAAAGUUUUUUAUAAACUGCUGUUUGCUUGCUCUAAAGAGAAAUUUUCUUAGAAACAUUUUUGAGGCUGUGGUGAAAAAAUAAGAAGUAAACGAAAAAAAAGGACAAAAAUACAAAGAAUCGUUUCGAAAGAAAGAGACAAAAGGAAGCCGUUGAAAAAUGGACGAGGAUUUUGUAGAGCAAAUUUCUAACGCCAGCUUCCUCGCAGAAGCUGGGGACUUGAACGAUACGUUGAAUAUUACGAAGAUGAUUAAAAUGCCAAGACGACAUGUCAACUUUCUAGCCCAGACGAUCCUAACCCUCGUUUAUAUCGCCGGUGUCGUCGGCAAUAUAUCUGCUCUCGUCAUCCUCUUCAGUCGUGAUAAGAGAAGGAACCGGAAGCAUCUGCUGAUGCUGCGUUGUCUGGCAACGAACAACCUCGUCGCCCUUCUCGGAAUGCUGAUUCAAAUGAAUCUCACCCUCUACGUCGAAGAUGCGGAAACCCGGAUUUUCUGCGCCCUUCGAGUCGUCUGGAGAUUUUUUGGCCUCUUCAGCGGAUGCGUGGCGAUUGUGAUGGCCGUUGAACGCUGGCUCGCUUUGACAAGGCCUUUCGUUUACCAGAAGCAGGUGACGUAUCCGGUGAUAGUGCGAUGCAUAAUCCUGCUCUGGUUCGUCUCUGGAAUUCUCUGCUUCAUGCCGUUUGUCGGUUUUGGCGAUUAUUACAAGCAGGGCAUCGCCCCCGAUUACAAGAACGGGAAUUGCCUUCGUUACAGAGACGCGAAACACACCGAAGACAUCGCCUAUGCCUACGUCUUCUUCUUUUUCGGCACGGUUCUCUGCCUCUCCAUCGUUUGGUGCAAUCUUGCAGUGUCUCGAGCACUGUGCAGAUUGAGCCGUCGAUCGGCAGUAAUUCGCAGAGUGUCAAGAGCCUCGUCGCGAGCCAAACCUCUCCUCAGCAUAGCCACCGGACCUCCAUCCGAAGUCGUCGCUACAGCCGAAGAGAGAGCCUUCUCUCGACUGAUGGCCAUGCUCUCGAUAACGUUCGUCAUUUGCUGGAUGCCUCAGAUGAUCUCGAUUCCCUUGGCUCAGUACUCGCCGACUAUCGGGCAGGAGCAGGUUAUCGUUAGAAAAUUGAUAUUCGCGUUCUAUGUGAUCGCUGACAUCCUGCUCUGCGUCCACUUCACCCUAGAUCCUUACAUUUACGUGCUGUUACGAAUGCGCCCGAGUUUUCCCUUCCUGAAACCGCUCUGUCGGAUCUGUCGUUCAGGAAGAAGUCGCGCGAGCUCUUUCACAGGGACCAUCGACAAUCGAGGCAGCAGCGGAGAUCCGCCAACCCCGAUAACGGAAGCUCCGUCGACGCCGGUCAGCGAGGAAAUGGAGCCUCAACUGACGGCGGCAGCAGUCUGAGAUUGGCUUUUGCGAGCGAUCGGAAAUCGGGGGAAAAAAUACAGGGAGACACGGGUAUGAUUAUCAUCGAUCUAUCGGUCUCUCGCUGAAUUUUGAAAAAAAAAAAAAAAAAUGCAAAAUUCUUCGAUUUCUCAUUCCCCCGUCAUCGACGAUUCGCACGCGCGUUGUAAUCAAUCCUGCUAAAUAUAUUAUGCGAACAACGAUAAUGUUAUUAUAUUGUGUAAUAUUAACCGAUCGCGUAAAAUUGCGAUCGGUGCUGACCAGUUUUAACGUUUUAAAAUUCGUUAUUUUACGAGCCACGUUUACUUAUUUAUUACUUUUUCGAAGGAAUUUUUUUUUAUCAUUAGCGUGAUAAUCGGAAUCAGGUUUUAGAAAAUCUGACUUGAUUUUAAAUCUUGGACAUUUUGCAGCAUUAAUCCUGUAUACGCACUGCAUUUAUUCUAUUUCAUAGUUAUACUUAAAGUGUAAAAAUUAAGAAACGUUGUUCGGUGUUAACAAUGGCUGAAUGUUGCCUUUCUUAAAUAAUUUCUGUGUAAAGAAUAUGAGAAAUGUUUUGUAUAUGGAGAAUUUAACGCGGUACCUGAUUCCGUUGAUUAUUAAAUACUAUAAAGAUCUUUAGAACGAUUGAAGAUUUUUUUCAAAAUCACGCAGUGAUAGGUAUAGUAUCGAAGGAUAAUGAGAUUAUGCCCGAUGAGAAAUGGUAAUGACGAGUGUAAAUAUUAUUGUUUUGAAAAAUGGAAGGAAUGAAAAUUUGCCGUGCGAAUUCAAAUGGAAUUAUUAUCGUGUAUGGGUGUCUAUAUGCACGUUAAAAUAAUAAUAAUAAUCGAA